GAAAUGCAACUCUCAAUGGGUAAACGGUAAGCAUCUUUAUUGUCAGAAUAUGUCGUUUUUCAGAUGGUUUCUUUGGAUAUAAUGUGGAUAAAAUGAUACCAUGCCAAUUGGCAUGGUCUAUUUAUCCAUAAAUCACCAUGCCAAUCACCAUAAAUCACCAUAAAUCACCAUGCCAAUCACCAUGCCAAUCACCAUGCCAAUCACCAUGCUAACCACCAUGUUGGCAGUCUAUCUCAUAGAUUGGCAUGGUCUAUCCAUGCCAAUCACCAUGCUAUCCUGACCCACGGAGGUCCCUGGCAGCCGAUGCUGAUGUGGUGGUGGCCUUUUCGCAGGGCGGCACCAUGCUGGCCAUCUACAUGGAUGAGAUGCGCAAGGCCCUUCGUCCGGUCCAGUGGCGCCUGGGCGUCUUCUUCUGCGGGGCGAUGAUCGACGACGAGGACUUCCAGCUCUUGGACAAGCUGCCGCUGCCAGCCCUGUACAUCCACGGCGGCGAUACCGACCCUUGGGGACGGCAUGGUGAGAAGAUGUUGCCCAAGAUGUAUACCGAGCUGGAGAUGUUGGAACACUCAGAUGGCCACAGCUUCCCCAGCGCUCAGCCACGUGCUGGGGAGAUCUAUCAACGUGUGAUAUGCCGAAUGCGCCACGCCACGAAGACACUGGCUGGGUGCCAACGUAAUGGCAGUGCCAGUGCGUGAUGUCACUUUGAAAGGGGGAAAGACUUUCAUAUGAGAUGAUCGUACUGUAGAUUUUAUCAUAUAUUUAUAUAGUUUAUAUAUGCUGCACACAUGUUGG
Cladocopium goreaui is the source of this 792-nucleotide messenger RNA. Lineage: Eukaryota; Dinophyceae; Suessiales; Symbiodiniaceae. The record is from the annotation of a GenBank genome assembly.